This is a messenger RNA of Vigna unguiculata (cowpea), 2801 nucleotides long. RefSeq names its product boron transporter 4-like. The record is from RefSeq and is a predicted model, not a curated record. Gene Ontology annotation, biological process: monoatomic anion transport; monoatomic ion homeostasis; transmembrane transport. Gene Ontology annotation, molecular function: solute:inorganic anion antiporter activity. Gene Ontology annotation, cellular component: plasma membrane. NCBI's taxonomy places the organism in Eukaryota, Viridiplantae, Streptophyta, Magnoliopsida, Fabales, Fabaceae.
UAAUUGUUAAUUAACCUGCAUUAAUAUCUCCUUUUCUUCUCUUGAAGUCAUGGUUUUGUUGUGGCCUCCUCAAUCGCCUUAUAUACAUGCCAUUGCCGCUGCCUAGCUUCUCUCAGUUCUUCAUUGCCUACAUUGCUGCAUUUCUGUGUCUUCUGAACUUGCAUGCUAAUUGACUUCACCAGCCAAAAAGUUCAUCCCAUUACAUCACACUUGGUAGUAUCUUCAAGUGCAAUCAGUUUUCUAAAAGUUGUCAAUUGGUAUAUCUAAUCUGUGCUGUGCAUAGUUUUCUCCAUCAGCAGUGAAAAAACAUGGAAGCACCAUUUAAGGGAAUAAUUGAAGAUUUCAAGGGAAGAUAUCAAUGCUAUAAACAAGAUUGGAUUUGUGAUAUCUGUUCUGGUCCAAGCACAUGGGCUCCAACUUUCUACAUAUUCUUUGCCUCUGCCCUCCCUGUUAUUGUUUUUGGACAGCAACUUCACAGGGAUACUGAUGGAACUAUGGGCAUAGUGGAAACAAUGGCAUCUACUGCUAUUUGUGGAAUUAUCCACUCAAUAUUUGGUGGCCAACCUUUGUUGAUUUUAGGAGUUGCUGAACCCACUGUCAUAAUGUACACUUACUUGUUCAGUAUUUGCCAAAAAACCCCUGGACUGGGUAGAGAGCUCUUUAUGGCUGUGCUUAGUUGGGUUUGUGUUUGGACGGGAAUCUUCCUGGUGGUGCUUGCAGUUUUUAAUGCUUGCUCAAUCAUCUCAAGGUUUACAAGAAUUGCUGGGGAGUUAUUUGGCAUGCUCAUAACUGUUCUUUUCUUUCAAGAGGCUAUAAAGGGAUUGAUAGAGGAGUUCAACACAGUCAAGGACGAAGAUCCUUCUGCAGAGGAAUUUCAAUUCCAGUGGCUGUAUACAAAUGGAUUACUUGCAAUCAUUUUCGGUUUUGGAUUACUUUUCACUGCCCUAGUAAGCAGAAGAGCAAGAUCGUGGAGAUAUGGAACAGGGUGGCUACGAGGACUUAUAGCAGAUUAUGGGAUUCCAUUGAUGGUAGUGUUAUGGACUGCACUAUCUUAUGCUGUACCAAAAAAAGUUCCAGAUGGCGUUCCUAGAAGGCUUGUUUCUCCUCUACCCUGGGAACCUAAAUCACUCUAUCACUGGACAGUUGUGAAGGAUAUGUGGAAGGUACCCCCAUCUUAUGUAUUUGGGUCAACUGUUCCAGCUCUGAUGAUAGCAGGCUUAUACUUUUUUGAUCACAGUGUAGCUUCGCAGAUGGCACAACAGAAAAAAUUUAACCUUCAAAAACCAACAGCCUACCACUAUGAUGUUUUCCUGCUUGGAAUAAUGACUCUGAUUUGUGGGUUCCUUGGCCUUCCUCCUUCAAAUGGAGUCCUUCCACAGUCCCCCAUGCAUACAAAGAGUUUAGCAGUUCUGAGGAAGAAGGUUAAAGAGUCGGAGACUUCAAAGCAAGCUGUAACGAAAUCUAGGAACAAUGAUGAUCCAGAAGCAAGUUUGGAGGAGAAACACAAAGAUGAAUAUCUACCAGUCGAGGUUCAUGAGCAAAGAGUGACCAACCUUUUGCAGUCUCUCCUGGUCGGUCUCUCAAUCCUAGCCAUGCCUGUAAUCAGAGAGAUACCAACCUCUGUUCUAUGGGGAUAUUUUGCUUACAUGGCAAUUGAUAGUCUCCCAGGAAAUCAGUUCUGGGAAAGGAUAUUGCUCCUCUUCAUCACCCCAAGCCGCCGUUACAAAAUUUUUGAAGGUUCUCAUGCCUCUUUUGUGGAAGAUGUACCAUUCAAGACCAUAGCUACAUUUACACUCUUACAGUUAGGAUAUUUUUUAAUAUGUUACGGGGUGACUUGGAUUCCUUAUGUUGGAGUACUGUUCCCUGUACCAUUCUUCCUUCUCAUAUUCAUAAGAGAACGCGUGCUUCCAAAGAUAUUCAAGCCUAACCAUCUCGAAGAACUAGAUGCUUCUGGGUACGAGGAAAUUGUUGGAGCUCCACCUGCUUUGAAAAUGGAUAUGGAGCAAGAUACUGAUACUGUAGGAAGCGAAGAGGACUUCUGCGAUGCAGAGAUAUUAGAUGAGAUGACAACCCACAGGGGAGAGUUGAAACUGAUAACUACCAGCAGAAAUCAUAGCUUCAGUGAUGACAGACACAUUCACGUAAAUGACUUUUAUAGAAUCUUUAAGGUUUCGAUUUACUGUACUUGUCUAGUAUUUACUGUGUUUGUGUGGUGGACUUGCACAGGUUUGUCCUAGAGAUGCUGUCUGAAGAUGGAGAAAGGGUUUGAUAUAAUAGUGUUCCUCAAGAUAGUAGUUUUGUAGUCAGUUAAGGUUGAAUAUGAUCUUCUGUGGAACAAGAAAGGAUUCAAUCAGUGAUAACUGAAAGAGAUGAAAUGCAGAAGGAAAGAGAAAUUGAUAAAAAUCCAAUUGAACUUUGAAACAUGCUUUCAAAAUUGGCCGAAAAACACGGUGAAAUGUUGAGAUCAAAGGAUAAAUUUCCUCCUAGGUUGGCUACAAAGUUCACAAAAAAUAAGAGUCAAGUUGGGAGGGGAAAAACAAAGGGAAAACAAGGAAAUAAGAAAACUCAAUUGUUAUAGUUAUUUUUAUACUUCUAUAGAUAGAUAUCAUUAGAACAUUUUUUUAGCUUUAGUUAACACCAAUUCUUUGAUAGGGUAUAUUAGAGUUUGUAAGCAUAAUUUUUUGUUUGUAACAUUCAACCACAAACAAAGGAAAAGAAUCUGGUUUUACUUUUUAGACAGUAAACAUACAUGUAUACCUUGGGAACAAAAUUAUAGAAGAAUGAUUCUUUUUAUGUCCUUA